ACUACUUUCUGUUUUUACAACUAGAAAAGAACGGAAUGCGAUAGCUAUAUUUCUGUUCCACUGUGAUAUGCCUUUUUUUCUCUUCUAUAUCUUCUAAUUGCUUUCGCGUUCCGCGUAAACGCGCGUCGUCGUCGUCAACAAAACAAUGCACCUCCUACUCACGCUCUCGCUCGUGGUGGGCGCGCUAACCACGCUCUUCUACACGCUCGAGUCACGUCUCGAGUCCUUCUACAUCUUCACGCCGUCGGCGCUGCACGCCCUCAGUCUCUCGGCCAUUGAGCGCCACGGCAACGACACCGCCGCCGUCGUGUCCUACAUUGUCGAUUCGCUGGCCGUCUCGCACCCGCAGUAUGUCAAUCUCGAUGAGGAGUGGGUGUUUAACAAUGCGGGGGGCGCAAUGGGCGCCAUGUAUAUUAUACAUGCGAGUGUGACCGAGUAUCUGAUUGUGUUUGGGACGCCGGUCGGGACUGAGGGACAUACGGGACGGCAUACUGCGGAUGAUUAUUUUCAUAUUCUCAAGGGCGAGCAGUUGGCGUAUGCGCCGGGCAAGGGGGUUUAUGAGGCGGAGAGGUAUCCACAGGGUAGCGUGCAUCAUCUACGCCGGGGCGAAGUGAAGCAGUACAAGAUGGAUGGAGAGUGCUUUGCGCUCGAGUAUGCAAGGGGAUGGAUUCCACCCAUGUUGGGAUUUGGAUAUGCUGAUACUUUUACGAGUACCUUGGAUUUCCCGACCUUGUGGCGCACGACGGUGAUUACGGGACGCGAGAUGAUCGCUAAUUUGCUCAAGGGGAAAUUGUAGCAAGGCUUGUGUCUUGGCUACCAAGGCAGGGGGUGAGAGAGAGAAAGCGAGGACUUGGUUGUGGGAGUAGGUGGAUAUUUGGGUGGAAGAAAAGACAGGCAGUGCGCGUGUGUAUAAAAACACGGGUAAAUCAAGCUGCGUAAACGCCAGAUUGUGUCUACUGGUUUAUUUCAAUCCAUA
Bipolaris maydis ATCC 48331 is the source of this 976-nucleotide messenger RNA. Its product is annotated as ERG2/sigma1 receptor-like protein. Gene Ontology annotation, cellular component: endoplasmic reticulum. NCBI's taxonomy places the organism in Eukaryota, Fungi, Ascomycota, Dothideomycetes, Pleosporales, Pleosporaceae. Gene Ontology annotation, biological process: ergosterol biosynthetic process. The record is from RefSeq and is a predicted model, not a curated record.